GAUGCAGUUACUCACCUUUAGAAACUACUCCUCUCCCAACUUCUCCAUCAUCUCUCCCUCUCAACCCUUUAAUAUUCUGUGUCUUUCUGUGACCAAAACCCGUGAAGAAAAUGGCAGCCACCUGCAUAGACAUUCUCUUGGCCAUCAUCUUGCCCCCCCUUGGUGUCUUCCUCAAGUUUGGAUGCCAGGCGGAGUUCUGGAUCUGUUUGGUGCUGACUUUUUUCGGCUACCUUCCUGGAAUUGUCUAUGCUGUCUAUGUCAUCACCAAGUGAUAAUCCACUCUCUGGUGGUGGGGGAAUGUGGAGGGCCCAUGGAGUUAGCUUGAUUGUUACUUCUGGAUGGACAGUACUGAUUUGGAGUAUUACCUAAUGGAUGAUUCCACAUUCAUCGUGUGCCAGCGGUUUUUGUUCUUUUCCUUCAUUUUGUUUCAAUUAGGAGAAAAACUUGUUGGUGGGUGAUUACAAUGGUGGUGGUCAUUUUAGUGUUUUGCUAGAAUAUCAAAUUUGUUUCCAUGUUUCCAUGUCUUUGUACUAUUGUAUUGUCACAAUUAUUAUUAUCUAUUAAAAGUAUGAAGUGAUAUUUUCUUGUACC
Molecule: messenger RNA, 591 nt
Organism: Vitis riparia (riverbank grape)
Lineage: Eukaryota; Viridiplantae; Streptophyta; Magnoliopsida; Vitales; Vitaceae
Product: hydrophobic protein LTI6A
Exons: 3
Coding region: 111-272 (53 amino acids)
Cellular component (GO): membrane
Source: RefSeq, a predicted model, not a curated record